Molecule: messenger RNA, 2391 nt
Organism: Ophidiomyces ophidiicola
Lineage: Eukaryota; Fungi; Ascomycota; Eurotiomycetes; Onygenales; Onygenaceae
Exons: 2
Coding region: 1-2391 (796 amino acids)
Cellular component (GO): cytoplasm
Molecular function (GO): protein kinase binding
Source: RefSeq, a predicted model, not a curated record
AUGGAGAAACUCAAUACUGAAGAUGGCCAGCUCUUCAUCAAGAAUCUCGCCAGAUUUGUUCGCACCCAUGAAAAGGCAUUGGCAAAUGCUCUUCAGAUGAGGCGUCAAGCCUCGAAGAGUAUUGACUCUGCUACUUCUAUCCCUACCGCCAACCGUCAUGGCUCGUCCGGCCGUUCCGCUACGUCCUCCUCCCUGGCUGCCGUUUUCUCGUUGGGAUCCUUGAGUUUUACAUCGCAUAAUAUAAAGCCAGCGAAACUGACGCUUACCCCCCACCACGUUUUCUACCUCUUGUCCCGCUUCGAGGAACUGUCUGUCCCCGUAGGCCCCAUGAACAUUCGCCUGGAGAAUAUCAACACCGAGGCUUCUUCGGCCUACGUCUCGUUCUUAGACAAGCCGCGUAAACCAAAAGGUGACCGGGACUCCAUACAUUCUGUUUCUAGCGUUCGCAGCGUUCUCUCUGGCAUGAGCGUUUUCUGGUCUUCGUUCGGCCUCCCAACCAAGGACUCCAUCUCAAAAUCAGAAAAGGCGAGAGUGGCGAUCGAAAACGAUCUUAAGUACUUAUACUCUGCCUUCACCAAGAUUCCCUGUCUAAGGCUUGCUCCGGAUCACCGCGCUCGCUUAAUCCGUGGAUACGAGGAGUUUCCUUUUGACACCGCCGUCCCCCUCCAUGCGUUCAAGAACCUGGGCUCUUUGGAAGUAAUCGAUGUCGAUUUCCGCUCCUUCUUUGGCUGGGACCGUUUGGCUGAACAACUAAGGACGUUGACCCUGAAACGUGCUAAUAUUGAAGAUAUUGGCGAUUUGUUGACGGGUAUUGUUCUGGAUGACAUUGAUAAGCGGAGACGCAGGUCUGCGAGAGUUCCCCAAUCCCCCCUCAACAGCCUAGCUUCAAGUUCAUUCAUCCAACCGGAACUCGUCAAGGCCUCCUCCGCACCCGGAUCUCCCGUUACCGGCCAUAGUUUUGGAAACCGUUCAAGUCCCCAAAGCAGCUCUACGAUGCUGAGGGCUGGCUCCUCGGAUGGAUUCAAACAAGGUUCACCAGGGGCUGCAUCGCCUCCUCGGCCGCCUAGCUCGAGGCAUCGUCACGCCCGUGGGCCUUCAGUUAAACUUAAGCGUUCUGGCUCUGGAAGCUCUAAUUCAAGCGAAGCAUCGACUGUAUGUCACAGUCGGAGUAUGUCCAACUUUCUGACUGUUGGAAUGCUGCCCUCUACCAAAUGGCGCUUUCUUCGGCACCUGGGCUUGGCUGACAACUCCAUCACCACAAUCACGGCUGCAAGCUUGGCUCCCGUUGUAAAUACUCUGCAGUCGUUGGACUUGUCCUGGAACCUCUUCACCGAAGUACCUGAUAGUCUUUCGACAUUGGUCGCUCUACGGUCGCUGAACCUGUCCAAUUGUAUGAUAGACUCUUUGCACUCCAUUUCACGCAACCCUCUUCCUGCAAUCACCGCCUUGAACCUUCGUGCAAAUAGGCUGCGGUCUAUCGCCGGCGUAGAACGUUUGCUCUCUCUAGAACGCCUCGAUCUACGCGAGAACAACAUUCCUGACCCUACUGAGAUGGCUCGACUGACAGCGAUUCCGUACCUUCGUGAAAUUUGGGUUGCAGGGAACCCGUUUACAAAGACGCACCCUGACUACAGAAUCACCAUCUUCAACCUGUUUCGAAAAACUCCCGGGUUUCCAGAGGAUAUUGUCAUUGAUGGUUCUGGACCAACGUAUUCGGAGAGGAAAAAGCUUGUGGAGAGAGUUGCAGAACCAGAGAGUGCCCCCGUCAUUCGCCACAACGAGCCGAUAAAUCUCCGCAACAAUGAUAUCGUCACUAAGGAGCAAGUUGUCUCUCGGCCUGCUGCUGGAAAUGCAGCGGACACCCAGAAUGUGAAGACGACGGCUCGCAAGCAUGAGCACGCCGGUGGAUCUUCUCGACGCAAGAAAGGCCACAGACGGAGGAUUGUUGAUCUAGCACAGGAUGACAGCAGACAGAGCACAGAAAUUGUGGAACCCACCACUCCCGCAUUCGGCUCCCCCCUCCAGGACCACCAAGGUAUACCCUCACGACCAAAUCUCCCUCGUCUAAACACAAAUACUGCGCCCGGUGCUCCCGUACCACCCCCCAAAAUCGUAACCUCUGGUAGUGGAGACAAUUUCCUUCCUGUCAUCGAAGGUGUGGAUUGGGACGGUAGUGGUGACCUCUACCGUCAACGGCUAGAAGCGUUGAAAAACGAAGUCGGUGCAAACUGGUUAACGGUUUUGGACGAUGGGACUUGGAACAAUAAGCAGAGAGACGUUGGCUUCCACCCACCCGCUGGCUCCGAUCUUCACCCGGUCGGACACAUUCAGCCGCCCGUGACGAGAGCGACCAGCCAAGUGAUUUCCACUGGCGGUCGGGCGUUGGGGUAG